Melanotaenia boesemani (Boeseman's rainbowfish) is the source of this 5806-nucleotide messenger RNA. It is a transcript of the gene dctn1b, whose product is annotated as dynactin 1b. The coding region runs from base 384 to 4214 and encodes 1276 amino acids. Gene Ontology annotation, biological process: establishment of mitotic spindle orientation; nuclear migration. Gene Ontology annotation, cellular component: kinetochore; spindle pole; microtubule associated complex. NCBI's taxonomy places the organism in Eukaryota, Metazoa, Chordata, Actinopteri, Atheriniformes, Melanotaeniidae. The record is from RefSeq and is a predicted model, not a curated record. The transcript is spliced from 31 exons.
CUGAUGUGCUCAUAGCAAACCAAACGUGGUUAUCCUUUCUUACUCCUUUUCUUUUGCUCUGCUGUUGGCCUCUGAAUCCUCCAUCAGAUGGCUGGAUCAGCACUCUCCGACUCAUCAGAAACUUCCAACUAGAGCCAAAACCUCCUAGAGACUUUUUGUAGAGAGGAGGGACGGGGGAGUUAGGAUGAGGUGAGGGAUGGUGUGAUUCUGUGAGAAGACAGAAAGGAAGAGGGAGACGCUCCAGGAGCAGCAUCACUUGAAUCCCCCUCCUGUCUCCUCUACUCGACCCCCCUUUCUGUCUGGCCGACGUUGUCCCCGAUAACACGCUGCUUCAGUCAAGACAGGGAGUUUGGGAGUGGGGGGCUGCUCGGCGACAAGGAAACAUGUCACACACUAGAAGGAAUACGUACACCCGGACCACCAGCAGUGGCAGCAGCAGGAUGAGCUCAGAUGGGGGCGGGCGGCCCGUCAAAGUGGGCUCCCUGGUGGAGGUGAUCGGGAAGGGGCAGAGCGGCACCGUGGCCUACAUCGGCACCACACUCUUCGCCUCCGGGAAAUGGGUGGGAGUCAUCCUGGACGAGGCCAAGGGCAAGAACGACGGCACAGUGCAGGGCAAGCGCUACUUCACCUGCGAGGAGAACCGCGGGAUUUUUGUGAGGCAGUCACAGAUCCAGCUGGUUGACGAUGGAGCCGACACAACAUCUCCAGAGACACCUGAGCCCGGCACCGGCAAGGUCCCCAAACGAGAGAUCCCAGAGGCCACCAAGUCUGCCAAACUGCGAGGACUGAAGCCCAAAAAGGUGCUGCAUGUUUCUCUAACCUCGACCCCUGCACCCAGGAAGACCACGGCCAGAAGGCCCAAGCAGCCCAGCCGACCUGCAGGUGGAAAGGGGGCAGCGUCCGGCUCGGCUUCGGCCUCCGCUGGAGAGAUGAGCAGCAGCGAGCCCAGCACGCCGGCCCAGACCCCCCUGGCUGCUCCAGUCAUUCCCACCCUCCACUCCCCAGGAAACCCUCCGGCUCCUGUCCCCAGCAAGGAGGAGGAGGCGCUACGUGCUCAGGUGAAGGACCUGGAGGAGAAGCUGGAGACGCUGAAGAUGAAGAGGACAGAGGACAAAGCUAAGCUGAAGGAGCUGGAGAAGCACAAGAUCCAGCUGGAGCAGCUGCAGGAGUGGAAGACCAAGAUGCAGGAGCAGCAGGCCGAACUGCAGAAACAACUCAAAGAAGCAAAGAGGGAGGCCAAAGAAGCCCUGGAGGCGAAGGAGCGCUACAUGGAGGAGAUGUCUGACACGGCCGACGCGAUUGAGAUGGCAACAUUGGAUAAGGAGAUGGCCGAGGAGAGAGCAGAGUCUCUGCAGCUGGAGGUUGACUCCCUUAAGGAGAAAGUGGACGAGCUCACCAUGGACCUGGAGAUCCUCAAGCACGAAAUUGAGGAGAAAGGUUCAGAUGGUGCUGCUUCCAGUUACCAUGUGAAGCAGCUGGAAGAGCAGAACAGCAGGCUGAAGGAAGCACUGGUCAGGAUGCGUGACCUCUCUGCAUCAGAGAAGCAAGAACAUGUGAAGUUGCAAAAGCAGAUGGAGAAGAAGAACACAGAGCUUGAUUCUCUGCGAAGCCAGAAAGAAAAACUGCAGGAAGAGAUGUCGGCGGCGGAGAAGACCAUUGAUGAGCUGAAAGAGCAGGUGGAUGCAGCUUUGGGGGCGGAGGAGAUGGUGGAGACUCUGACAGAGAGAAACCUGGACCUGGAGGAGAAAGUCAGGGAGCUGAGAGAGACUGUCGCAGAUCUGGAAGCCAUAAACGAGAUGAAUGAUGAGCUGCAAGAAAACGCUAGAGAGACGGAGCUGGAGCUGAGAGAGAUGUUGGAUCUGGGAGCUGCAAGAGUUCGAGAGGCUGAGAAACGAGUGGAAGCGGCUCAGGAGACUGUAGCUGAUUACCAGCAGACCAUCAAGAAAUACCGCGAGCUCACUGCUCACCUGCAGGAGGUGAACAGAGAGCUGACCAGCCAGCAGGAGGCCUCUGCAGAGCUGCAGCAGCAGCCACCGGCAGAAAUGUUUGAUUUCAAGAUUAAGUUUGCAGAGACAAAGGCCUACGCCAAGGCCAUUGAGAUGGAGCUUAGGAAGAUGGAGGUGGGUCAAGCCAACCGACACGUUUCCCUCCUGACCUCCUUCAUGCCCGAGUCCUUCCUACGUCACGGUGGUGACCACGACUGCAUCCUGGUGCUGCUGCUCAUGCCCAGACUGAUCUGCAAAGCCGAGCUGAUCAGCAAACAGGCGCAGGAGAAGUUUGACCUGAAUGAAAACUGUCUGGAGCGAUCCGGCCUGAAGGGAGCCGUCGGGGAGCAGCUGAGCUUUGCAGGCGGUCUUGUCUACUCGCUGAGUCUGUUGCAGGCCACGCUCCACAAAUAUGAACAAGCCCUAGCUCAGUGCAGUGUAGAGGUCUAUAAGAAGAUAGGCUCUUUGUACCCAGAGAUGAGUGUUCAUGAACGAUCGUUGGAUUUCCUCAUCGACCUCCUGCACAGAGACCAGCUGGAUGAGACGGUCAACGUGGAGCCGCUCACCAAAGCCAUUAAAUAUUAUCAGCACCUGUAUAGUAUCCAUCUGGCAGAUCAGAACGAGGACUGCACCAUGCAGCUCGCUGAUCACAUCAGAUUUACCCAGAGUGCCUUGGACUGCAUGGCUGUGGAGGUGGGUCGUCUGCGGGCAUUCCUGCAUGCGGGUCAGGAGAAGGCCGACCUCGCUGUGCUGCUCAAGGAUCUGGAAACGUCCUGCAGUGACAUCAGACAGUUCUGCAAGAAGAUCCGUCGCAGGAUGCCAGGAACGGAUGCCCCCGGCAUCCCAUCAGCUCUCAACUUUGGACAACAGGUGUCUGACACACUCUCAGACUGCAGGAAACAUUUGACAUGGGUUGUGGCAGUGCUGCAAGAAGUAGCAGCAGCUGGAGCUCAGAUGAUGUCACCUUUAGGUGAACAGGAAGGGCUGUCAGCCGUCAAACUGGAGGACGUGGCGUUCAAGGCUGGAGAACAGAUAUAUGGAUCUCAGGGUGCAAACCCAUACGAGUAUCUGCGACAGUCCUGUAGCAUCGUCAUAGCAACCAUGAAUAAAAUGGCGACUGCUAUGCAGGAAGGAGAGUAUGACUCAGAGAAGCCUCACAGCAAGAAUCCUCCACCGGUGGAAGUGCGAGCAGCAGCUCUGCGAGCAGAAAUCACAGAUGCAGAAGGACUCGGAUUGAAGCUGGAGGACAGAGAGACCGUCAUCAAAGAGCUGAAGAAAUCUCUAAAGAUCAAGGGUGAGGAGCUAAGUGAGGCCAACGUCCGUCUCAGUCUGCUGGAAAAGAAGCUGGACAGUUCAUCCAAAGAUGCAGAUGAACGAGUUGAGAAGAUCCAGACUCGACUGGAUGAGGCCCAGACUCUGUUGAAGAAGAAAGAGAAGGAGUUUGAGGAAACGAUGGACGCUCUGCAGGCGGACAUCGACCAGCUGGAGUCAGAGAAGGCAGAGCUGAAACAACGAAUCAACAGCCAAUCAAAGAUGACCGUUGACGGGCUGAGAGGAAGCGGCUCGUCAGGAAUUGCUUCAAUCGUCACGGGAAUAGCAGGAGAGGAACAAAAAGCUGGCAUGAUUUCUGGAGUCGGCUCUGGUUCGGGAGUUCAGGUGAUCGACUCUCCUCUGCUGACUCAGCAGAUUGAAGCCCAGAGACUCUGCAUUAAACACCUAAAGAACGAGAACAACAGACUCAAGGCAGAGAAGAUGCGUGUUCAACUCGCCUCUCUGCCUCCGCUUCACGUGACCAAAUUUCCGUCCAAGGAAGGACGUCCUGAAGUGCUCUCUAGCGCCCUCUACCGCAAAACCGACCAGCUGCUGGAGACUUUGCUGCAGAUGAGUGCCAAUGUCAAGGUGGUGGACAUCACUGGAAAGUCUCCAGUGACACCUGGUGCUCAGCUCCUGGAACAGACGGCUCGACUCCAGUCCCUGAGACAAACUCUGGACAGACUGAAGGACGAGGUAGCAGAGCAUGUUGUCAAUCAGCAGCCAGGAGCUCGAGUUUCAUCUGACUUUGCAACUUUCCCCUCAACCACGUUUGUAAAGGCGAAGGAGGAGACACACGGUGACACGGUGCUGGUGGGUCGGGUCAUGGUGCCGUGUCCCCGCGGGCAGGAGCAGGUCCACCGCCUCGUCCUGUCCCAGUCUCAGCUGCAGAAGGUUCACAGCAUGCUGCAGACCUAAACUUCACCUGCUCUGUGAUCCAGCCUGCAGCAGAUACUCCCCGUCAUCAGCUUCGCCGCCCUUCCAUGGCCACAAACCAGGCGGUAUCGAGUGUUUCAUGAAGGAUUACAACCUGGAAGUUAUCGUCGUCUUUGAAAUGAAAGCAGCUCUGUAGAUAAACGUCACUCAUCAGUAAUCUAAAUGUCACUUUUGGACAUGUAGCACUCGUCUGUUCUGAAGCUGCCUCGUCUGAUUUGGGUUUAAAUGCGUGAGCUGAUUCAUGAUUGACGGGCAUUUUAUUGUUUUUACAGGAAGACCGUCAAUCAUUCUUUGCUGCUUUGUUAUAUCAAAUUAUCCUUACUUGUGGUCAAUUGAUCAGAUAAGACUAGAAAUGGAGAGAUGUAAUGUUGGAUUAAUACAAAAAUGAUUAUUUUAAAUUCAGUUUAAGCAUUUUAUCAGCAGAAAGACAAAAUAAAAUAACAUUAACAGCUAAUGGAAAGUCAGUUUCUUUAGACUAAAAUGCAGUUGUAAUUCAGAUUCCCCCCACGUUUACUUAGAAAUGUUUUAUUUUAGACAAUGUGUCAGGCUGAAGUCCUACAUACUGUAAAUUAUGGAGUGGAUGUAGACUGAAAGUAGUGAUACUACUGCACUGCCGCAUGUUGCCCAGAUCCACUAAAGCCUUUAUCACACAGAGUAUUUAUCAACCUUCUCUUGGUUUAUAUUAGGCCAACACUGGGUGGUGUUUCAUGUUUCUCUGUUCAGGAUAUAAAGUAUUAUGACUGUGUUGUAAAUUUUAAUGAAGUGAAUCAAUGUAACAUAAACUUGUUCAUCUAAAGGGAAGAAGGAUUAUGGGACUUGCAUUUAAAUUCGAGGGCAUUGAACUGUGGUUUAUUUGCACAUCAUCAGUUUCGUAUUAUCUUGUUUCAUAGGUGAAGAUUUUGUGAUUUAGACGCUACAACUCUUAAGCUAAUUACUCUUGAAACAUAUUGGUUAAGUUCAGUUGAUUAACUGUGACACCUGGAAGAAAAUCUUUUACAGAUUUAUUUAAAUGCAACCUGAUUUCACUUUACGUCAGAUGGAUCAGAUGAUUUAAAUUAUUCACUAUUUAUUACACUGGAGGUGUGUGUUGUUAGUGUGUGCUUUUACAUGCCUGUUCUGUUCAUAUUCUGUCAACGUUAACUUUGUCCGAGCCUUAAACCUGCAGACAUCAGUCACCUGCCUUUAUUCUGAUUUGUUGAAACAAAUUUACAUAUUUGCCAAAGAAGCUUUGUUUCUCUUCACCACGUUUGCCAUGACUCACUUUUAUUUCUGAAUCCACUCUAGCCAUUUUAUUCAGCUAUUUUAGGUUAUUUAUGUUUACACAGGACUGUCAUUAACUUGAAGUUUUAUUUAUUAAUUUAAUGGGCAUAGUGCAUGUAUGGGAGUAGUUGGAGGGAAAAUUUCUUCUGUAUUCACUGUUAUCCAGCUGUGAGCCUGCAGAUAGUCUUACCUUUUCCUCAUGUGGUUAAUGGCUGUUGCACAACCAAUAACUUGAUCAAUAAACUAAUUAAAGCCAGUUACUAUGUUGGCUGUUAUUGUCUUGAAACCAAAUACCAGAAUAAGCAAAAUAUUGU